UGUAAUAUUUUACUAUAUAAGGAUGUAUUGUUUAUUGCGUCCUUGUUUUCAAACAAGCUUUCGACUUGCCUCAAAAAUCAAGUUGAAAUAUGUUUGCAUUUGCAUUGGUCUUAUCAUGAUCCUUGAUUUUUUUGGGGCAUUUACACACUUCCUUGAAAUCACAUAUGAUUCAAAGUUUGUUUAUCCUUAUGAAGGUGAUGUACAUGAAUUUGUUAAUGCAUUACGACAUAAUGAAAAACCUGAUGUUGAUCCUAUAAAUGAGUACAAUUAUACAUAUAAAAUUGAUAUUAGACAAAAAUGCGAAGAUGCUGCAUAUAGCAGUUUUCGUGUUGUGUACAUAGUGAAAUCUGCAUUAGAACAUUUUGAAAGAAGAAUGGCAAUUAGAAACACUUGGGGUUUUGAGAAAAGAUUCUUUGAUGUACCUUCAAGAACAAUUUUUGUCGUAGGUGUACAUCAAGAGGAUAAUGAACUUCAAGCAAAAUUAGAAAUGGAAGCUGCAAAAUAUAAAGAUAUUGUACAAGCAGAUUUCAGAGACAUGUAUUACAAUAAUACUAUUAAAACUAUGAUAAGUUUUAAAUGGUUAGUAAAAUAUUGCCAAAAUUCAAAGUUUUAUAUGUUUGUUGACGAUGAUAUGUAUGUUUCGGUAAGAAACGUUCUGAGAUUCAUAAGAAAUCCAGCUAAUUAUCCAGAUUAUCUGAAAGAACCCAAAAAGAUUGGAGCUCAUAAAAGAGAGAUUAAAGAUUCUGAUAAAACAGAAGAAUUGGGUAUUAACAAUUCAAUUACACAGACAAAUAGCAUUACUUUGAAUAAAAAUGAUUCACUUGUUCGUGAAAACUUAAAAGACACUCUUACUACCAAUGAAAUUAAUCAUAAAUUAACACAGGAUUUUAAUAAUGAAACUUUAAAUUCAAUUACUGUAAUUAAUACAAAUUCUUUGAUGAAAAAGAUCUCUGACCAGGCAGAAAUUGUAAGAAAUGAAACUAAUUUGCAGAGAAGGAAAAAACAAAUUUUUGAUUUUGAACUUCCAGAAGAUGUUAGAUUAUUUGCAGGGUUUGUAUUUGUGUCUUCACCUCAUCGUCAUAAAUCUUCUAAGUGGUAUGUUUCUCUUAGCGAGUAUCCAUAUCAUUUAUGGCCAACAUACAUUACAACCGGUGCAUACAUAUUAUCGAAAGAAGCCCUGUUAGAAAUGUAUUAUACUAAAAAACUAUGCAGCUCUUCACCUUGCCUAUUAAAGGCUUCAUGAUGUGCUUUCGUCCAG
Colletes gigas is the source of this 1258-nucleotide messenger RNA. It is a transcript of the gene brn, whose product is annotated as beta-1,3-galactosyltransferase brn. The transcript is spliced from 2 exons. Gene Ontology annotation, cellular component: membrane. Bases 23 to 1243 code for a protein of 406 amino acids. Gene Ontology annotation, molecular function: hexosyltransferase activity; UDP-glycosyltransferase activity. The record is from RefSeq and is a predicted model, not a curated record. Lineage: Eukaryota; Metazoa; Arthropoda; Insecta; Hymenoptera; Colletidae.